AAAGUUGACCUACCUUCUCUUCAUUGUACAAUGGUGUCUCGUAUCACCGCUCGUUACCGUGAUACUGGAAGCGUAGCUCGACGUCAAGGAAGUGGACGGAAGAAAAUAGCAACAUAAGCAAAAAUGGUUCGAAAAGUAAAGAAGCGACUUGAUUGAAACCCGCGUCGCAGUGGCCGAAAAUGGCUCGUGAGCUGAACAUAUCGCAAUAUUCCAUUCGGCAAAUUUUGAAAAAUGAGGUCGGGGUAAAGCCAUUGAAUUUCAAAAAGUGCAAGAACUUAAACCGCAGCAGAAAGAAAAUAGGCUCAAACGAGCUAAAGAGUUGCUUAGCUUGACCGAAAGUGGUGAACUCCCGAAUUUGGGUUUCACCGAUGAGGAAACAUUCUUUGUCCAGCAGUUUGUAAACAAACAAAAUGAUCAUGUUUACAUGCCAAAGAUGUCAGCUGAAAAUGUGCACCUUCGGUUGGCCACCAGAAUUCAAGCGCCGGCCAUGAUGGUCGCUCUCCGCUCGUAAUAAUCGACCGUAGCAUCAGAAUAAACGACGAGUAUUGUAGCGAAAAUAUUCUGGAGGGUGUAUUAUAGCCUUGGGCACGCAAACAUUUUGGCCGCAUUUGGCCACGCGCCACCACUCGCUUCAUUUCCACGAAACAAUGGCCAUCAAAAUCUCCCGAUACCAAUCCGUUGGGCUAUUGUGUCUGGAGUAUUUUGGAAAGCAAGACGAAUCAUAUAAAAUAAGCAACCCUGAUGAUCUAAGAGAUGAACGAUUUUGGUUAACCGAUUCCCAACGUUCACUGCGAAAUAAACUAUACCUGUCUGAAAAUAAAAAUGUUGCAAAAAAUGUGAUCUUUUUUAUUGGCGAUGGAAUGUCAGUACCAACAGUUACAGCUAGUCGCAUAUAUGAUGGCCAGAAGAAAGGUCUUGUGGGAGAACGAAACUCGUUGUUCAUGGAAAGAUUCCCCUACGUAGGGCUAUCUAAGACUUAUUGUGCAGAUCGACAAGUAGCUGACUCUGCCUGUACAGCCACUGCUUAUCACACGGGUAUAAAGGCAAAUUUCGAAACUAUCGGAGUAUCUGCACGCGUUAAACUAAAAGAAUGCCAAGAAGCACUGAGGGCCGAAAAUCAAUUGGAGUCCAUAGCCAGUUGGGCCCAAAAAGCUGGAAAAGCUACAGGAAUUGUCACAACUACGCGUGUUACACAUGCCAGUCCGGCGGGUGCAUAUGCGCACACCUCACACCGGGACUUUGAGAGUGAUUUCGAUGUCAUUACCCGGCAUGCAGAUCCAGAACAAUGUAUUGAUAUUGGUAGACAAUUAGUUGAAAACACAGUUUCAAAACAGUUUAACGUUAUUAUGGGCGGAGGUGGUGCUAAACUUUUGCCCAAUUCUUCAGCACAUUAUUCUGGCUAUGCUGGUGAGCGAUUGGAUGGAAGAAAUAUUAUAGACGAGUGGAUUCAGGCUAAAGACGGAACCACUUCGUUUGUUCACACCAGACAACAAUUGCUGGAACUUGAUACUGACAGUACAAAUAAUUUAAUUGGAAUUUUCGCCAAUAGUCAUAUGUCCUACAAUUUAGACAAUGACGGCUCUCAGCCCACUCUACAAGAAAUGACCUCAGCUGCUAUAACGAUUCUAAGUAACGAGUCGAAUGGUUUCUUUUUAUUUGUGGAAGGUGGUCGCAUUGAUCAUGCCCAUCAUGAAACGAAAGCUAAAAAGGCUUUAGAUGAGACCGUCCAGUUUGAUGAGGCCAUUAAACGGGCUUAUGAAUUAACAGAUCCAAAUGAAACACUCAUUGUCAUUAGCGCUGACCAUGGCCACACAAUGACCAUUAAUGGUUAUCCCAAAUUGGGAAACACAAUUACCGGCGUUGGUACCGAUAUGACUGAUAUUGAUUUCCUGCCAUAUACAACAUUGUCUUAUGCAAAUGGACCAGCAUUUUCAAAUUUCUUUUAUUCCUCUCCGAGAUCGGGUAUGGAUAAAUCAGAAAAUGGCCUGCUUUUCAAUACGAACGAUCAUGUAGUCAAACGGUAUGAUGUAAGAAAAAUUUCAAAUAUUGAUGGCAAAGAUUUUCAAUACCCGGCGGCCGCACCUAUGAUUGAUGAAACACAUGGUGGUGGUGACGUUGCGAUCUAUUCCAGCGGUCCAUGGUCCCAUUUAUUUACUGGAGUAUUAGAACAGAAUGUACUGCCAAUAUUUAUGUCAUUCGCUGCUUGCAUCGGCCCAGAUGAAUUAAAUUCUUGCAAUUAUUUAAAAAAUAAAUAAAAAUUAUUUAUAAUCUGUAAA
Musca domestica (house fly) is the source of this 2276-nucleotide messenger RNA. RefSeq names its product membrane-bound alkaline phosphatase. The record is from RefSeq and is a predicted model, not a curated record. Bases 648 to 2255 code for a protein of 535 amino acids. Gene Ontology annotation, molecular function: alkaline phosphatase activity. Gene Ontology annotation, biological process: dephosphorylation. The transcript is spliced from 5 exons. NCBI's taxonomy places the organism in Eukaryota, Metazoa, Arthropoda, Insecta, Diptera, Muscidae.